CGAGUCCUCACCUGAAGGGACAGGUGUGCUCACCUCGCAUCUCCGAGGCCGGUCCGCGAGUAUCAGCAGUGAGAGAGAGUCAUGGAGCUGCGCGUGGGAAACAAGUACCGCCUGGGACGGAAGAUCGGGAGUGGGUCUUUCGGAGACAUCUACCUGGGUGCCAACAUUGCCUCUGGUGAAGAAGUUGCCAUCAAACUCGAGUGUGUGAAAACGAAGCACCCGCAGCUGCACAUCGAGAGCAAGUUCUACAAGAUGAUGCAGGGAGGAGUGGGAAUCCCAUCCAUCAAGUGGUGCGGAGCCGAGGGGGACUACAAUGUGAUGGUCAUGGAGCUGCUGGGGCCCAGCCUCGAGGACCUCUUCAACUUCUGCUCCCGCAAGUUCAGCCUCAAGACGGUGCUGCUCCUGGCCGACCAGAUGAUCAGCCGUAUCGAGUACAUCCACUCCAAGAACUUCAUACACCGGGACGUCAAACCUGACAACUUCCUCAUGGGGCUGGGGAAGAAGGGCAACCUGGUGUACAUCAUCGACUUCGGCCUGGCCAAGAAAUACCGGGAUGCCCGCACGCACCAGCACAUCCCCUACCGGGAAAACAAGAACUUGACUGGCACUGCCCGUUACGCCUCCAUCAACACCCACCUGGGCAUCGAGCAAAGCCGCCGAGACGACCUGGAGAGCCUGGGCUACGUGCUCAUGUACUUCAACCUGGGCUCCCUGCCCUGGCAGGGCCUCAAAGCGGCCACCAAGCGCCAGAAGUACGAGCGCAUCAGUGAGAAGAAGAUGUCGACACCCAUCGAGGUCCUCUGCAAAGGCUACCCCUCCGAGUUCUCCACAUACCUCAACUUCUGCCGCUCCCUGCGGUUCGAUGACAAGCCUGACUACUCGUACCUGCGUCAGCUCUUCCGUAACCUCUUCCACCGGCAGGGCUUCUCCUACGACUACGUCUUCGACUGGAACAUGCUCAAAUUCGUGAGUCACCUGGAGGCCAAGGCGGGCUUGGGGGACUGGACGGGGAAGGCCCCGACUCUUAAGGCCAAAGUGACCCUGUGGCGGGCGGGGCUCCCGAAAAGUGGAGGCUAUGAGCUGGACAGUGCCAGCGACCUCGCUGGGCUCCCGGAGUCCCCGCGGCCCCCCCACUCCAGCCUCAUCUGUGCUGACCGCGCGUGCCGCUCUGGGCAGUGGGGCAGGGGGGCACCACCUCCCGCCAGGCCCAAGAGGACCUGGCCGGGCCUUGAGUCCCUCCUAGGUGCCCUCGGUGGCGCGUGGAUGGCGCUGGCGGGCCCCCCGGCCGUCCUGAUCGUCGCCUACACCACCCUGCUCUUGUUGUUCUGCACGUCCCAGGCGGCUGCCUUCACCGUGGCCCCUCUGGCCAGCCUGGAUCCAUUCAUAGUGGUUUCUUUCUUCCUGGUCAUGGGACCCUGGGUCUUGCUAGGCGGUUGCUCUGUCUCCCUCUUUUAAGGGUCUUGGGGGGGUGGGGUGGGGAGAAGCGUUCGUCAGCGGUGCCCGGAGCUCCGGAAUCUGUGAAAUCGUGUGUCUUGUUUCACGUCUCUUCUGGAAAAGGGGGCUUCCUCGAGCCAGGCUCAGCCCCGUGACAACGAAGCUAUCACGCUGCCCUGCCCCCGCCCCUGUCCCUGUGCCGGGCCCACGUACUCACCCUCAUACUGGUAAGGACCCUCCGAGGCCCGGCCUUUCCAAGAUUUACCACUUGGCUGGGCGAGCACAAGAGGCUGAGCCUCUGCUGUGCUCUCUGUCCCUUCCAGGUGCCCGGCGCCCCUGGGCACCCAGGGCCCUCCAGAUAGGCCCCUGGAGGAGGUGGAGGAGCUGCCCCCCCAAAACUACUGGCCUGUGGUCUGGACUCCGGGGCCCCAGUUCUGACGUCACCAGGUGUGUCUGAGCCCAUCGGGGCCAGGCCUGAGGAGGUGUCCCUUGGCCUGGUGGGGUGCAGUGGAGAGGGAGUAGUGAAGGCCCUGCCAUGAGAUUCUUGGGGAUGAAUCAGCUGCCUGAUGAACCGAGCCUGAAGGAGGGACGAUGUUCACUGCCCUGGAGGGCCUGGUGGGAACGGGCACCGGGAGCGGCUUCAGCAAGACCCCGACGGUGGCCUCUGUAUUGAACUUGAACUCAUUAAACGCCCCUCACCUGUACCGCGCUUCAUGCUGGUGUGCCUCUCCUUUCGUGGCGGACGUCAGAUGCUCAGGACCCGAGGGCUUAUUCUCCUGGACGUGGGGGUCAGCGCUGGGUACCGUUCCCUAAGGAGUUCGACAGAGGUCGGGCGGAGAGCCGCGGUCCCAUGGGCCAGGGGACUCGGGUGGGGGUGGGUGAUGGGCAGUGGGGCACCUUGCACCCCAGACCUUCCAGGUGGGAGUGUGGCCGAGGGCCAAGGGCCAGAUCUUCUCGCCAAAGGGCAUUCAUUGCUCAGGGCAUCUGGACACCGGGCACUCACUCAUCCGUGUAGAAAGUCAUCCCUGGGUCGGCUUCAGGGAUGGGCUUGGCCCUUCCGCUCAGUGUAGCUCCAAGAAUGGGUUUUAUGUUGUCAAGGCUUGCACCAUGCAAUAUGGUAGCCACUGUCUACGUGUGGCUAAUUUUUAAUUAAUUAAAAUUAAUCAAAGCUGAAAAUGUAGCUCCUCAGUCACAUUUGCUACGUUUCAAGUUGUCAGGAGCCACAUGUGGCUGGUCAGUGGCUUUCCUAUCCAACGAGGCAGACGUGAACAUUUCCAUCAUCACAGAAAGUUCUGUGGGACAGUGCUCCUCUAGAUGGCUCCUUAUAGAACCUCUCGUGGAACCAUCCAGCUGACAAGAUCUCAUCUCAAGCCAGGCCACGAGCACCCUCCCUGCCCAUUGCUGGCACCCUGACCCCUUCCUGGGGUCCCCUUUGAGGCAGGCUCUAGAGUCAGAAGCUGAGCAGAGGUACCCACAGCCUUAUUCUGCACCGAUCUCUGACCUGAGGGCCUGGACUGGAUCACUGGGCGCCUUUGACCCCAUCACCACCAUGGUGAACUCCACCGUCUCCACCUGCCUGUUGGCGGAAGCAUCUGCAGACAUGCAAUGGGGACCUUCCGUGUCUUCACCCCAAGGCCAGGCCUCUGGUGCCAUUACCAGCACUUAACCUAUGGACUGGACACCAUGCUGGGCACCAAGGGCUACGGACUCCUGUGGGAAGGAUCCCACCCCUGACUGAGAGCGUCUGUCCUUGAAGUGGCCACCCCGUGUAGCAUCAGGGCCCCAGAAUCCCUGGAUCCCCGGAGCCUGGGACGUUGCCGUCAGCACACGGAGCCACUGUGUUCCGCGGUCCAACCAGCAGGCCAGGAGGAGACUCGGUAUAACCAAGGACAAGGGUCCGCACAACAGGGCUGGUUGCUUGUGUGACUUUAAUGUUGACCUUUUGUGUUUUCUGUGGGCAAAUAAAAGCCAAGAAACCUCCCUGGUGUGCAAUUCUUGAGGCGUCACUGGUUGGAUGGAAACGUGGAGAGUAGCUCCUCCUGCUCUGGGGUUGGCCUUGACCCGAGCCUGCUGGGGUCACCAGGGGCAGGGGCUCCAGCCCUCUGCGCACUCGCUCAGCCCAGAGCUGUACUCCUCUGAGCAGACCCCUUGGCUUCACCAGCCUCAGUUGGCCCAGGCCGGGGAUGAGC
Messenger RNA from Neomonachus schauinslandi (Hawaiian monk seal), 3623 nucleotides. It is a transcript of the gene CSNK1E, whose product is annotated as casein kinase 1 epsilon. The record is from RefSeq and is a predicted model, not a curated record. Lineage: Eukaryota; Metazoa; Chordata; Mammalia; Carnivora; Phocidae. Gene Ontology annotation, biological process: endocytosis; peptidyl-serine phosphorylation; signal transduction. The coding region runs from base 82 to 1455 and encodes 457 amino acids. The transcript is spliced from 7 exons. Gene Ontology annotation, cellular component: cytoplasm; nucleus. Gene Ontology annotation, molecular function: ATP binding; protein serine/threonine kinase activity.